Molecule: messenger RNA, 1488 nt
Organism: Xyrauchen texanus (razorback sucker)
Lineage: Eukaryota; Metazoa; Chordata; Actinopteri; Cypriniformes; Catostomidae
Product: SLAM family member 7-like
Exons: 4
Coding region: 300-713 (137 amino acids)
Source: RefSeq, a predicted model, not a curated record
AUUGGCUGAACGCUAAGCUUCAUAAAAACAUUACUGCAGUGUUAAAAAUUACAAAAUGACAUUGGCUUCAAUUCAUCUACUUCUGACCUUAACUGCUCUUCUGAUCUCUAAAACAGAUUAUGUCUCUCACAGUGGACAUGCACCUACGAUGACAAUUUCAGACCCCUCCAUGAUUUCCAAGUGGGAGAACUUGCAAAAUAGCAGGGUGUUCAAAUACUUAUUUUCCUCACUGUACGUAUCUAAACCGGCGAGCAAUGGGAGGGAGAGUGCCCUGGACUCGGACAUGGCGAUGAUCCACGAUGGAGGAUGGGUCCUUUGCUGAAAAUCAGCCCAAGUCUCUUUCUGUGAAGUUAGGAAACAGCAUUCAAAUGGACAUAAAUAAAAAUUCAAUACCACCGUUUGAUGAAUUAAUCUGGACGUUUUUCAGUAAUUAUUCAAAAACCAUUGUCACAUAUCAUUAUGAGACUAAGGAAAUUGACCCAGAUACUGCUUACAAAGACAGGGUGGAUUUCAAUGAUCAAAACUUCUCCCUUACCCUGAAGAACAUGCAGAAGAAUGACUGUGGACUCUAUGGUGCAAUUACAAUUGGAGAUAGGACCACACAUGUUGGCGAAUACAAUGUAUCUGUUGUUGAAAACCAUGGAUCACCCACAGCCAUUUUUCUACCCUGGAUAUUAUUUCCCUCUAUGUUGACUGCAAUGAUAAUGAUAUAGCCAAUAAUUCAAUCCAAAGACUUUAGUCACUAAUCUUACAGUUCAUACAAAAUCUUUAUUUAAACACUGACCCUUAGUUUAGUUUAAUAAUUUUAAACCAUGAAUUGCGCUAUACAUAUUUAAUAUUGGCAUUAUAUUCAUAAUGUUAACCAGAGGAGAACUGGCCCCACAUUGAGUAUGGUUUCUCCCAAGGUUAUUUUUCUCCAUUAACCAACAUUGCUUGCUCACUGGGGUUAUAAAUUUAAUUAUUUUUAAACCCAAUUAAAAAUCAUAUUUUAUCAAACUACACAAUGAUGACUAUAAGACAUUAUAGAUAUUUGUUUUGUUAAAGGAGUUAUACAAAUAAAAAUGACUUGACUUGACAAUUGAACUAUUGUCACAAAAGAAAAAAUAAAUAAAAUAAUUUAGUUUCCUCAAAAUAAAAAUCAAUAGUUCAGCAAAAUUUGUAACGACUACUGUUUAUUUAUAACAUACUAAAUAGAAUGUAAAAUUAUUAGAGGAAUUCUCAUUUCUUUUUUAAAUUGCUUUUAAUAACAGGGCACAGACUUCAUGUUAAUUCUAAAGAAACAUAAAAGUCUCAGAUUUAUUACAGGAAUUCCUUUCAACAAAGACAUUAUUUGCCUAGAAAACAAAAUUCAGAUAUAAAUUUUAAGACAACGAUGUAAAAAAGAACAUUCCACUUCUGUCACUCACUCGACGUUGUGUCGGUCAGGGAAUGUUAGUUCUUUAGAAUGAUAAGAAAAUAAUGACAACAAUUUGUACUCAAUAAAUCAUG